GAAUCCAUCAGAGAAGAGGACAGAGUCUGACAAAGGAUUACAAAAUGACCUCCAAAACAAGUGUCUACCGCAAGAUGUUCGUAGAAAAACCCAUCCGGACCACUUCGGGUAUUCGCUCGUACUCGUCUGUGAAACCGGGGCGAAGCAUCGUUCCUUCUUACUCCAGGGUCAGCUACACGGUACCGAUCAAGGCACAGAGCACACGGCGUUUGAGGAGCAGCGCUCCCUCAGCGGCCAUGAGCAACAGCCUCAACUUCUCCCUGGUGGAAGCCAUGAACUCGGAGUUCAAGACCAAUCGCAGCAAUGAGAAAGCCGAGAUGAUUGAGCUGAAUGACCGUCUGGCCGGCUUCCUGGAGAAGGUGAGAGGGCUCGAACACCAGAACAAGAUGUUGCUGGUCGAGCUCGAACAGCUGAAAGGGAAACCCCGGUCCAGGAUUGGGGACAUGUACGAACUGGAGCUGAGGCAACUGCGGCAGCAGAUUGACCAGAUCAACAACGAGAAGUCCAGAAUCGAGGUGGAAAGAGACAACCUGGUCGACGAUCUCCAAAAGCUGAGGGAAAAGUUGCAAGAUGAAAUUCUUCAGCGGGAGGAGGCUGAAAACAAUCUGGCAGCUUUCAGACAGGAUGUGGAUGAUGCCUGUCUGGCACGCUUAGAUCUGGAACGUAAAGUUGAAUCACUGCAGGAAGAAAUUAUGUUCUUAAAGAAACUACACGAAGAGGAAGUUAGUGAAUUACAAGCUCAAAUCCAAGAAUCACAGGUCAAGGUUGAGAUGGAUAUGGUCAGACCUGACCUUACUGCAGCACUCCAUGAAGUUCGUUCUGAGUUUGAUAAGCUUGCUGCUAAGAACAUUGCUGAAACUGAGGCAUGGUACAAGUCCAAGUUGGCGGAUGUGAAUGAUUCUGCUGCUCGCAAUAAUGAUGCUCUUCGCACAAUGAAACAAGAGAAUGGUGAUUACCGCAGACAAAUCCAGACACUGACCUGCGAUAUUGAUGCACUUAAGGGAACGAAUGAAUCUCUUGAGCGCCAGAUGCAGGAAAUGGAAGAACGUUAUGCUUUGGAGGCAAAUAAUGCCCAGGAAACCAUUGCCAACCUUGAAGAUGAGAUUGGUAACUUGAAGGAUGAGAUGGCCCGUCAUUUGCAAGAAUACCAGGAGCUACUGACUGUAAAGAUGGCUCUCGAUAUUGAGAUUGCAACCUACAGGAAAUUGCUGGAGGGUGAGGAAAACAGGAUUUCUAUGCCUCUGCAAUCAUUUGGUUCUCUGAGUCUUGCUGAUGCCAUGUAUGAGCAGCAGCCAACUGAUGUUCAAAUGUCAAGGAAGAAUGUUGUCAUCAAAACAAUUGAGAGCAGAGGCGGAGAUAUAAUCAGCGAAACUACCCAGAGAAUUGAAGACUGAACCUACACUUCAGUCCAAGAAUGCUCUUUCAUGUGCAUGGAAGCUGAUGCUGAUUAAGAAAAUUGCUUGACAAGAAUGUCCUUCCUCCUUUUAAUCACCAAGAAAAUUGUUGGCUUUAAAGUGCCUUUCUGAUUGAAUUGAAGAGCACCAGAUUCAAUAAAGUUGUGUUGUAAGCUGAGUAGAAAAGUAAAUGGCUUUAAAGAAGGUUUAAUCACAGUCUGUUUACAGAAAGAGUCUCUAGUUUACAAUUGCACAAUGAUAAAUAGCAAUACUUCAUUCAUCAGUUUUGAAUCUUUAUUUACAGGUUCAGAAUCUCAGUUGCUUUAUUCUUCCCCAGCAAUUACACGUAAGCAAGCUCUAAUAAAACUUUGAACAAACCCCUAA
Molecule: messenger RNA, 1778 nt
Organism: Hemiscyllium ocellatum (epaulette shark)
Lineage: Eukaryota; Metazoa; Chordata; Chondrichthyes; Orectolobiformes; Hemiscylliidae
Product: type III intermediate filament-like
Exons: 9
Coding region: 45-1394 (449 amino acids)
Biological process (GO): intermediate filament organization
Cellular component (GO): plasma membrane; axon; intermediate filament
Molecular function (GO): structural constituent of cytoskeleton
Source: RefSeq, a predicted model, not a curated record